Molecule: messenger RNA, 2547 nt
Organism: Heterobilharzia americana
Lineage: Eukaryota; Metazoa; Platyhelminthes; Trematoda; Strigeidida; Schistosomatidae
Source: the annotation of a GenBank genome assembly
AUGGAUAACAUUCAUUAUCGUAAAAAUGAUAUUCGUCGUGUUGAUAAAUGGCUCAAAAUGAUUUAUAAAUGGGAAGAAGUUGACUCUCUAUGGCAUCGUAUGUAUAAAAAUGGUCGAGCCUCUGAAAAGUUAACCCGACGAAUUUUCAAGGGGAUUCCUGAUCGAUUUCGCAUGACUGUUUGGCCUCUUCUUCUUUGCGUAGCAGAUGCUAAAAAUAGAAAUAAAGAUAUUUAUGCAAAGAUGCUGAAUCAAGCACUAUCUUCAUCAUGUUCACUCAAUCAAAUUGAUUUAGAUGUGAAUAGAACAUUUCGUAAUACGAUUUACUUUCGUGAUCGUUAUGGUCCUCGUCAAUGUGCACUAUUUCGUGUACUAGCUGCUUAUUCAGUGUAUAAUUCUGAAGUUGGUUACUGUCAGGGAAUGAGUGAAUUAGCUGGAUUAUUUCUUAUCUAUAUUGAAGAUGAAGAGGAUGCCUUUUGGGCAUUAAAUCAAUUGAUGACAGGUUAUCGACAUAAUAUGCAUAGUGUAUAUGUUGCUGAUUUCCCUGGAUUGAAGCGUUUAUUCACUCAUCAUGAACGUAUUUACAUAUGCAUUGAAAUGGUAUAUGCAAUGUUUUUUAGAUCGAUUACCUGUUACCUUAGUACUUCGUUUAUGGAUAUUUACUUAUUGGAAGGUGAAAAGUUGCUCCUAGCUAUGGCGUAUAAUAUACUGAAAAUGCACAACAAAAGAUUAUUACGAAUGGAUCAAAUGCAGAUGACAUCAUUUUUCCAAGAUGAACUUGCCAAGGAUUUCAUGUUCGAUGACGAUGAUGUUAUUGAUUCACUGAAAGAUUGUUUAGAACUAUUACAUAAGAACAAGUUGGAUACACCACCACCGUUGCCGUCUGAUAUGCUACCGAAACGACUUGGUCUCUUCACCUCCGAUCAAGUUUGGCGUAAUCGCAACGAUACACUGACUGCCAAUAAUACACCAACACUGACAAUGAAACCUUUCCCAGAUACACCACCAAUAAAACCUCAACUGACAGAUCAAUCAAGUUUUAAUGGGAAAUUACGUGCUCGAGUUUCUCCAUCUCAUUUACCUAAAACUAUACCAAUUAGCCCGAUUGGUUCAACUCCUGUGAGUCUGUCGUCUGUAUUGUCAAAAUCAUCGAAUUAUUCACCUAGUCUAGCUACAUCUGCAUCAAUAUUAACUGCUGCAGCACUGAAAAGUGGUGGUAGACGUUAUACACCAACUGGGCAAUUCUCUUCAAAAUAUAUAAAUCAUCCUAGUUAUAUACUUGUUAGUAAUCAAAAUCUAAAGUUUAAUCAUAUUCAAUCAUCAAGAUCUGAAAGUGCUUAUUCACCAUCCUAUAGCAGUAAUACUGGUGGUAUUCGAACUGUUCCCAUUGGUCGUAUAUCUGCUGAAACUAAACCAGAUAAUGUGUCGAGUAUUUACAGUCCAUUACAGUCGACGACUACAACAACAAGUGAAUCAUAUCCCAACUCACAAGAUGAAAGUUAUGCAACCACAAGUGGUCGUCAUUAUCGUAUGCAGAAGAAAUUAUCCUCCUCGAAGUCAAACGAUUACGAAAUUAUCCAGCGAUAUGAAUUAAACAAUGAGAAUAUCAAGUUGGUAUCAGUUGGACCACGAAGAACACCUGACUACAACUUAUCAAAUCCUCUAACACAGAAAUCUCCCAAUCAGAGUAAAUCACCAUAUACGCAGAAUAAAGAAAUUAGUGCACCAUUCCGAAGUGUUGACUAUAAUGAUAAAGUUAAACGAAGACCUUAUUUACCAACCCCUUUGACAACAUCGAUGACCACAGAAUCUCCAUCGUCUCGUUUAGGUCGAUGGACAAGUGAACAAGUUUUAUCAGUCAAUGUGAAUGAGCCAUCAUCAACAACUAGUUCUGAAAUAAGUCUUGAACAACCCUGGCAAAAACGUGAGAAAUCUCCUUCAGAAUAUGAUCAGUCACAUGGUCGUGUAAUAACAACAACACCGAAAGCAAAAGACGAUUAUCUAUGGACUACUCGUACUGCAAAAAGCAUCACUUCUUCUGUUGAUGGUGUCAUCAGUAAACUUGAUGGAACAUUAGUACCAGCAACUACAACAGCAAAAGAAGUGUGGGCAACUGUAGGAAAUAACUAUAUAGCUGGCACUGAUACUGGAAAUGCAAACUCCAACCUUCGUAUGAAUAGAUCAAUGUAUUCUCCUGUCAGUCCAGAUCUGUCCACUGGAUCACAAGAUACAAAAUAUUCACAUACCGUUUUCACAUCCUCAUCAUCACUAUCACCAGCUUCUAAACGGAUUCAAAUUAUUCGUGUGCCAGAUAAUGAUAAUUACAAUAAUAAUAAUAUCAAUAACAUGAAUAAAAGUAAUAUUCAUACCAACAGAAGAGAUAUAACAGAUUAUCAAUCUGUAAAGCCAAUAAAUGAUUAUGUACGUCGGAUACCAUCUACACCAAGAUCAAAUAUUAUUAUGAAACCAACAGAAAUAUUAAUGCCUGAGCCAAAACCAAUCUUUAAAACUGUUAAUAAAAAGUUAAUAACUGUUCAAUUGAAAAAGUGA